AUGAAGGCCCGGAUGAUGUCAAUUACGUUUAUUACAGCUUCUUCGAUGAUACUGCCCCGGUCAGGGAAGUGUCAAUCUAGCGCAAUUGUGAGAACCCAAGUCAACUUCGAAGGAAUUCACCAGACCUACCGCUUGACCAAGCUCACCUCUGCCGCCGCAACCUCCCUCACUAUCUGUGCUAGUUACGAAGACGAAUUUGAUAUUGCCUCGAACAGCAAUUUCUCCUAA
This is a messenger RNA of Aspergillus ruber CBS 135680, 228 nucleotides long. RefSeq lists its product as uncharacterized. The transcript is spliced from 2 exons. Lineage: Eukaryota; Fungi; Ascomycota; Eurotiomycetes; Eurotiales; Aspergillaceae. Gene Ontology annotation, biological process: proteolysis. The record is from RefSeq and is a predicted model, not a curated record. Gene Ontology annotation, molecular function: metalloendopeptidase activity. Bases 1 to 228 code for a protein of 75 amino acids.